Molecule: messenger RNA, 1637 nt
Organism: Lactuca saligna
Lineage: Eukaryota; Viridiplantae; Streptophyta; Magnoliopsida; Asterales; Asteraceae
Source: the annotation of a GenBank genome assembly
CUAAGCGAUAAUAUAGAAAAAUCAUUUUAUUAUUUUGAAAAGCAAAUAAAAAGAUGCCAACAAUAUUUGGGCUUGAUUAUGCUUCGCAUGAACCCAAAUGAUACUCUCUUUAAGCCGAAGUAGAAACUCUCCAUUGGCCGCGCCAGCAGAUGAGCCGAUGUCAUUUGGCGCGAAAAAAUAAGCUGACAAGAAGUUAGGGUUUCGUAUUCGCCCCGAAAAUUCUAAAGCAAUUUGAAUUUAAUCAACUUUAUACCUACGCUUUAUCUCUGUUUGAUCAGCAAAAAUGGCUUCGAAGCGACCGCGUUCGACGGAAAGCGACGAACAAGUAGUACAACAAUGUGCCCCUAUGAUCAGAGGAGCUGAAAGCUCGUCGGUGAAGUUCAAUAAUUAUAAUCAUAAUCCGCCGGUGGUCGUCUUUGCUCAUGGAGCUGGUGCUCCUUCAACUUCCGAGUGGAUGACUAGAUGGAGGACCUUGUUGGCCAAUGCUUUAAAUCCUGUAGAAGUUGUAACUUUUGACUACCCAUACAUUUCUGGUCGAAGAAAGGCUGCACCAGAUGCAGAAAAGCUUGUUGGGUUUCACUUGGAAUUUGUGAGAAAGGUUGCAGCCAAAUACCCAGAACACCCUUUGAUCUUAAUAGGAAAAUCCUUGGGUUCAAGAGUCAGUUGUAUGGUAGCUGCAGAGAAUGAUAUCGGGGCAUUAGCUGUAGUUUGUUUGGGAUACCCACUAAAGGCCAAAAAUGGAGCCAUUCGAGACGAAACCCUCAUGAAACUUACAGCUCCUAUCAUGUUUGUACAGGGAAGCAAUGAUAAUUUCUGUCCACUGAAACUUUUGGAAGUGGUGAGGCAGAAGCUGAAAUCUUUAAAUGAUUUGCAUGUGAUUGAACAUGGUGAUCACUCAUUCCAAAUUGCAAAAAAGAAUCUUGAGUUAACUGGAAUGACUCAUGAAGAAGCUGAACAACGUGCUGCUGAAUCCAUUGCAAUGUUUGUCUCACGAAUCAAGAAUGAAAAAGUGAUCACUGGACCCACAAACACGUGUGAACUAGAAGUUGAUGCAAUUCAAUUUUGUCAAGAAAGCAAAAGUGUUGAAGAAGAAGAGUGCCAAAAUGUUGAAACUGGUAUAUUAAUGAGUAGGAAGAAAUUUAGGAAGAAGUCAGAGAUGAUACUGAAAAAGAGGCAUAAGUCGGAAAGGAUACUAAAACUGAAGCUUAGUCAACGAAUAUAUGAUAAAAAUGGGAGAGGGUCAACAAUUGAGAAAGCAAUAGCUUUAGAUUAGUGUAGCUUUUUCUAGAAUAUGGGAGCCCAUCUUUUUGUAUCAUAUGGAUACACGUUGUAGACUAGACGAGCAUAUCAUUUCGGCAUCUUCAUACAACAUUUACAUAGAUUUUGAGGCUUUUGGUAGGUGCAUUGAUUGAUUUAUGGCGUUUGUUUAUGUAAACCAAAUGAUAGUGGGAGUCUAGCUUUUUCUUAAUAUUGGUCAUGCCAUCGGUACAUUUUAGCCCGAUAUUGGUCAUGUCAUCAAAGUUAACACUUAGAAUUGAGAGAACAUCAUAAGAAUCCCCAAAAAGGGAUUCAUAUUUAACAAAAUGUCCAUUUUUUGGGGGUUAGUAGCUAAAAUCGACCUACUAUUUGGUGGCAAG